Theileria equi strain WA is the source of this 752-nucleotide messenger RNA. Its product is annotated as proteasome subunit alpha type, putative. Gene Ontology annotation, cellular component: nucleus; proteasome core complex; proteasome core complex, alpha-subunit complex. The record is from RefSeq and is a predicted model, not a curated record. Gene Ontology annotation, biological process: ubiquitin-dependent protein catabolic process. The transcript is spliced from 5 exons. Bases 33 to 746 code for a protein of 237 amino acids. NCBI's taxonomy places the organism in Eukaryota, Apicomplexa, Aconoidasida, Piroplasmida, Theileriidae.
GGACAAAAAAAUCUUAUUAUACGACAUUAAAAAUGAGCUAUGAUAGAGCUAUAACAAUUUUCAGUCCAGAUGGGCACUUGAUGCAAGUGGAAUAUGCAAUGGAAGCAGUAAAAAGAGGAGGAUGUGUUGUAGGCGUUAAGGCUAAUGACGCCGUUAUAAUUGCUGCCGAAAAGAAAUUGCUUACAAAAUUGCAAGACCAAGGGUGUAACAAAAAAAUACUACAAUUAGACGAAAACGUCGCUAUUGCUUUUGCGGGGUUAAAUGCCGAUGCAAGGGUCCUUGCCAAUAAGACGCGAUUAGAAUGCCAACGCUACAAACUUAAUACUGACGAACCGGCAACAGUCGGAUAUAUUGCUAAAUACAUCGCAAGAUUACAGCAAAAAUAUACACACAGAGGAGGAGUCCGACUUUUUGGGGUCUCCCUCUUGAUAGUUGGACUAGACGCAAACGGGAAGCCUGGGUUAUUCCAGACGGAACCUUCGGGUAUUUAUUCCUCAUGGAAAGCUCAAUCUAUUGGUAAAAACUCAAAGCACGUUAAAGAGUACCUAGAAAAACACUACAAAGAGAAUUUAACUACCGAAGAAUCUCUAAAUUUGGCCAUUAAAGCUUUGUUCGAAGUUGUUGAGGUCUCCGCUAAGAAUAUAGAGGUUGCGAUGUUGACACCGGCUGGUAUGAAGAUUCUGGAAGAAAGCACUAUGCAAGAUAUUGUAGAUAAACUAAAUCAGGAGAGAGCAACUAGUAAUUAGUACAAU